This is a messenger RNA of Gymnodraco acuticeps, 998 nucleotides long. RefSeq names its product THAP domain-containing protein 3-like. Bases 15 to 593 code for a protein of 192 amino acids. The transcript has 3 exons. NCBI's taxonomy places the organism in Eukaryota, Metazoa, Chordata, Actinopteri, Perciformes, Bathydraconidae. The record is from RefSeq and is a predicted model, not a curated record.
CAAUAACAAACAACAUGGCGGAAAAUGCACCAGUAGUUUACAUUAAAAGAAAACGGUCGUCGUCAGGAGUUUAUUGUAUUGCCCCAGGCUGCACAAAUGGAUUUUAUACGAAGAAGGAAGAAGUACAUUUCCAUAGGCUGCCACUAAAGGAUGAGAAGCUGCUCAAAGCAUGGGUUAUUUCCAUGAAACGGUCCGAUCCGCCGCUGAAUCAGUACGCACGUGUGUGCAGCGAACACUUUAAAAAUGACGAUUAUGUCCACAAAAUGAGGUUUGAUGAGUCUGGAUGCUUGGUUCAAUACAAAACAUCGGAUUUGAAGCCAGGAUCUGUUCCCACAAUAUUCGAUUUCUCAACGUAUGCAGUCGGGAACACCGACCGUCCCAGCACGUCGGCCGCGCAAGACAAUGACAGUGUCAACAAACGUGAAGUUCGAGCCACCAAACGAGUUGCUUCAGCUGCCGAGAGAGAGGCAGAUGUUUUUCCUGAUUUGCGAGACAGCACACGUCCAACGAGAGCAACAUCAACGAAUGACACUGUUGGAUUCACCCUACGACUCAAAGGAUUCUGGUCAGUCACAAAAUACAUUUUGAACUAAUUAGGAAGAACUUCUCUAUGGGCAUUAUUAGAAUAAUGGUUACCUAAAGAAAAAAGAUUAUCCCUGUGUGAUGUUUGCAUAUAAUGCACCAGGUUGUGCCUUUGGACUUUCUAAAAGCAUGAUGAGGAUUUGCAAGCUUGUCUCCCAGAAAUGAAAUACCUAUUUGUUUUUGCCAAAAACGUUUUUAAGAGAAAUACAAUUGUUGUUCGGAUUAUGUUCAUUGGCAAUGUUUUUUCAGUUAAACGACUACUAGGUUAUUGUAUCGCAUGUAUAGGUACAUUUACAAGGCGUGACUGCAAGACCAGAAACCAAGGAUCUCCUAAUUAGUCCCACAUUUGGAGAGCUUUAGGCAAAAAAAGCUUAACGGACUAAGGUUGAGGUGUAUUUUGUUGAAUGUAAGUGAAG